Molecule: messenger RNA, 897 nt
Organism: Caenorhabditis remanei
Lineage: Eukaryota; Metazoa; Nematoda; Chromadorea; Rhabditida; Rhabditidae
Exons: 4
Coding region: 1-897 (298 amino acids)
Biological process (GO): peptidyl-hypusine biosynthetic process
Molecular function (GO): deoxyhypusine monooxygenase activity
Source: RefSeq, a predicted model, not a curated record
AUGACUGCGACGCAUAAAUUCAGCGAAGGCGAAAUUGACAAAUUCGGACAGGCGCUCAACGAUACCAAGCGUCCCCUGAAAGCUCGCUUUCGUGCUUUGUUCAUACUCCGAAACAUUGGAUGCGAUCGGUCGGUUGAAUGGAUCGGAAAAUGUUUGAAUGACGAAUCGGCUCUACUGAAGCACGAGUUGGCAUACUGUUUGGGUCAGAUGCAAAACAAGAGCGCCAUCCCGACAUUAGUCAGUGUUCUUGAAGAUGAAAAACAAGAACCAAUGGUGCGACACGAAGCAGGAGAAGCACUCGGAGCUAUUGCUGAUCCAUCCGUCAAAGAAGUAUUGAGAAAGUAUGCUCAAGAUCCAUGUCCAGAAGUGUCUGAAACGUGUCAAAUCGCCCUUGGCAGAGUUGAAUGGGUGGAAAAUAGUGGAAAAGACACGAACAGUCCUUAUGAUAGUGUUGAUCCAACUCCAUCUGCAUCGAUUUCUGAUGUAGGCGAGCUUGCAGCAACACUUGUUAAUGUCUCCCUACCACUAUUUGAUCGAUACCGUGCCAUGUUCAGUUUAAGAAACAUUAACAGUGAUGAGUCUAUUAAAGCUCUGGCACAAGGUCUCUACUGUGAAGACAGCGCACUCUUCCGACACGAAAUCGCUUACGUUCUUGGACAAGUUCAAUCUCCUGUUGCUAUCAAAGAACUCAAGGAUCGUCUUUUGUUGUCAACAGAGAACUGUAUGGUUCGUCAUGAAUGCGCUGAAGCUCUCGGUGCCAUCGCGAAUGAAGAAUGCACUAAUAUAUUGAAGCAAUAUGUCAAUGACGAAGAACGAGUCGUCCGUGAGAGCUGUGAAGUAGCCUUGGAUAUGGCUGAAUAUGAGAACAGCUCUGACUUGCAAUAUGCACAUGUUUGA